Arabidopsis arenosa is the source of this 1183-nucleotide messenger RNA. The record is from the annotation of a GenBank genome assembly. Lineage: Eukaryota; Viridiplantae; Streptophyta; Magnoliopsida; Brassicales; Brassicaceae.
AUAUCCGAUUCUUUCGUCUUCCUUGGAAUUGUCUCCGUCAACGAUUGAUCCUUUUAUUCAGAUCGCUCUGUUUCAUCUAGUCUGGGUUUCAAUUUCGUGGUUUAAUGAUAUAAUUAACAGGCGUUCCCCUUGAAAAAUGGCUGACAAAGAUGAAGCAGCUACGCGUGGAAAUGAUUGGGAAGUUGUUUCUCUUACUGCUUCAGCUUACGCUGCUUCUCCUGGUCCUAAACCAGUUGUUGACUUGAAAGAUGAUGGUCACAAGGAUGUUGUUACUCCUUGUUACGAAGCUGAGACAUCUCAUCCUUUAUACAUGUCUCGCCACUUUGUUUUCCCACCAAGUGGUCAGCUUGAACCUCCUCCUACUAGUGAGCUAAUCGAGGCUAGCAAGAAGAUGGAUUUUGGAUUUGAAACCGGGACUCAUUGCAAGGAAGAAGGUGAUUUGACUCUCAAAGGGUUGGAUUUAUCUGAUGAUUUUGGAGGACUUGAGUUUUUCGACGAGAAAGGCAACAAAGAUGAAAACAUUUACACGACAGCUAUGACUACUUCUCUGGACGAUGAAAGAGCUAUUGGUGGGUCACACGUGUAUGAACUGAACGAACCUGUUCAAGAACUGACCGAGCCAGUCGCUCCAUCUGAUGUUACACCUGAUCUGAAUCCUACUAAAGAUGAUGAUAAGCAUGAGGUAGCAAACGUGCCUCCUUGCGAAGAAGCCUGGUGGAAAAGAAGCGCUGCGUCUUUGAUUGCACAAGCAAAAGAAACUAACACUGUUUGGUCCAUCUGCAUAGCUGCAGCUGUAAUGGGAAUUGUGAUUCUUGGCCAACAUUGGCAACAGGAGAGGUGGCAGACUUUGCAGCAAAGGUGGGAAUCAAGCAUUGGAAACGAGAAAGCUGGAAGAUUAAUGGGCCCGAUCUCUCGACUGAAACAAGCAUUUGUCGGGGGACAGCGGCGGGAUUCAUUCAUCCGAGGCAGCUCCCAAAACGACCGUUAAAAAAAGAGAAGAAAGGUGAUUUACUUUGAUGAUGACGAUAAGAACAAGAGUAGCUCUUUGGGGUCGAAAAACAUGGAUGGAAUGGUUAAAGUCUGGUGUGUGAAUGUUUGGUACUUUUACUUCAGGUCAUGGUUUGUGAGUAUGCCCGUUUUUUUGUACAUAUUUCUUUGGUGUGAAAAAAUCAUUUACCCAUUU